AUGGCGUGGUCUGAAGCGGAAGCGUUGUGCAAGAGCCACCCGGAGCACAAGCAGCCGGCGGGGGUCUGUUCGUGUUGCCUUCGAGAACGCCUCUCCAAGAUCUCCGGCGCCGUUAUGGAUUCCUCCACCAUGUCGUCUCCGGCCGCCGCCGCCGCGCCCUACAACUACUCCUCCGCCUCCUCUUCUUGUUCUUCCGGCUGCGUUUCCCCUCGCGGCCACCGCCGGAUAACCUCCGACGUGGCCGGCCGGUUCUCGUUUAUUACCGUCGGCGGAGGUGACGGCGGGUUGAAGAAGAGCAGAUCCAUCGCUUUCGCUGCGAGACGGCCGGCAAGAGUGCUCGCCGGCGGGAAGAAGAAAGAAGGGUUCUGGUCAAAGCUGAUUAAAUCCACGGGUAGAAGGACCAAGAAGGCAAUCUAG
This is a messenger RNA of Ipomoea nil (Japanese morning glory), 417 nucleotides long. RefSeq lists its product as uncharacterized. The coding region runs from base 1 to 417 and encodes 138 amino acids. NCBI's taxonomy places the organism in Eukaryota, Viridiplantae, Streptophyta, Magnoliopsida, Solanales, Convolvulaceae. The transcript has a single exon. The record is from RefSeq and is a predicted model, not a curated record.